AUGAGUCCAAUAAACUGGUUACUACUAGUCCUUGCUGUGGCUCCCCAAAUAUUUGCCGAAGCGGUUCCAGACUGUUCGCUCUUGCGUAAUAAUGAAAUCGUGCCAGACGGUUAUAAUUGUCAGCGUUAUUACAUCUGUAAAAAGGGUAGAGCCGUGUCACAUAAAUGCGGACGAGGAUUAUAUUUUGAUUCUAAAACAAACGCCUGCACAUCUCCUGAACUUGCAAAAUGUUAUGUGACUCGGGAGCAAAAACCCGAUCCGUAUGACGAGUAUUAUUCAGCUGAAAUCUAUGGACCAUAUUGUGAAACAACACCAUCACCAUGUGAAACAACAACCCCUCCCUGUAAACCAACAACACCACCCUGUGAAAUAACCACACCAUGUCCUUGUAAAACAGCAGCACCAACCAUUACAAGCUGUAAAACAACAACCCCACCAUGUGAAACAACAACACCCCCCUGUGAAACAACAACACCAGCCUGUGAAAUAACCACACCAUGUCCUUGUAAAACAGCAGCACCAACCAUUACAAGCUGUAAAACAACAACCCCUCCCUGUAAAUCAACAACACCACCAUGUAAAACAACAACACCACCAUGUGAAACAACAGCUCCACCAUGUAAAACAACAACACCCCCAUGUGAAACAACAACCCCACCCUGUAAAACAACAACACCACCAUGUAAAACAACAACACCACCAUGUGAAACAACAGCUCCACCAUGUAAAACAACAACACCCCCAUGUGAAAUAACAACCCCACCCUGUAAAACAACAAGACCACCAUGUAAAACAACAACACCACCAUGUGAAACAACAGCUCCACCAUGUAAAACAACAACACCCCCAUGUGAAACAACAGCCCCACCCUGUAAAACAACAACAUCACCAUGUGAAACAACAACACCCCCAUGUGAAACAACAACACCCCCAUGUGAAACAACAACCCCACCCUGUAAAACAACAAGACCACCAUGUAAAACAACAACACCACCAUGUGAAACAACAACCCCACCCUGUAAAACAACAACACCACCAUGUGAAACAACAGCUCCACCAUGUAAAACAACAACACCCCCCUGUGAAAUAACCACACCACGUCCUUGUAAAACAGCAGCUCCAACCACUACAGGCUGUGAAACAACAACCCCACCAUGUGAAACAACAACACCCCCCUGUGAAACAACAACCCCACCAUGUGAAACAACACCACCCUGUGAAACAACAACACCACCCUGUAAAAUAACCACACCAUGUCCUUGUAAAACAGCAGCACCAACCAUUACAAGCUGUAAAACAACAACCGCUCCCUGUAAACCAACAACACCACCAUGUAAAACAACAACACCACCAUGUGAAACAACAGCUCCACCAUGUAAAACAACAACACCCCCAUGUGAAACAACAACCCCUUCCUGUAAAACAACAACCCCACCCUGUAAAACAACAUCCUGUCCCUGUGAAACAACAACGUCACCUUGUCCAGAAGUAUUGACUGAUUACGACUGUAACAACAGUCGGCAUAUUGUUCGAGUGAUAAGUUCUUCAAAGGAUUGUGUUAACUUGCCUGAUCACACCUUCCUUGUAGACCGUAGAUGUUGUUCCCGCUUCUAUGUUUGCCUCAAUGGGGCUGUGGAGCCUUUUAGAUGUCCACUAGGAUUUUGGUUUGAUCGAGAGUUGGAGACUUGCCGACCUCGCCGAGAAGUAACAAAUUGCCGAUAG
Anastrepha obliqua is the source of this 1722-nucleotide messenger RNA. RefSeq names its product mucin-2-like. The transcript is spliced from 2 exons. Bases 1 to 1722 code for a protein of 573 amino acids. Gene Ontology annotation, cellular component: extracellular region. NCBI's taxonomy places the organism in Eukaryota, Metazoa, Arthropoda, Insecta, Diptera, Tephritidae. The record is from RefSeq and is a predicted model, not a curated record. Gene Ontology annotation, molecular function: chitin binding.